Molecule: messenger RNA, 2781 nt
Organism: Closterium sp. NIES-65
Lineage: Eukaryota; Viridiplantae; Streptophyta; Zygnematophyceae; Desmidiales; Closteriaceae
Source: the annotation of a GenBank genome assembly
AUGGCUCGGGUGCGAGCCGCUUUGCGCGCGGCGCGGGUGCUUCUAGCGCUGGUACUAGUGGUGGCCUGCAGCCUGCGAUGCGCCGUGUGCGUUCAAGUGCCCACUGCCCCCAAGAAGGCGCUCUACAUCGUCCGCCUACGAUCCGCUCCCCCCAUCACCGGCUAUCGCGGCGGCAUUGGUAGCUACCCCGCCACCGCUCCCCCCGCACCUGAUGCUGCCGAUGACGGUGCUGUUGGCAACGAAUCCGACUCGCAGCCUCCCGCCGCCGCCCCCGCUCCCGCCCCUAGCGCCGCUCACUCAGCCGCGUCGACCGCCACUUGGCGGAACGCCACUGGCUUCGCUGCCGCCAGCGCCACGCCGCAGGGCUUGGGCGCGCGGAAGAGGAGGUGGAAGAUCAACCCGCGGCUGCCGCACGUGCGCGCGUUCGGGAAGUUUCUGAAAGCGCAGCAGGACAGACUGGCGGCGGAGAUCGGGGCGAAAGCCGUUUACAAUUUCAAGUUCGCGAGCAACUCGUUCGCGGCGCUGCUGACGCCGAAGCAGGUGUGGCGGCUGCAGCGGCACCCGGACGUGGCGCUGGUGCGGCGCAGCGGCGUGGCGAAGCGGUUCGGCGGCAUGCCGUCGACGUCGUUCCUGGACCUGCAGCGCACCACGUGGGCGCAGGCCGGCGGCGUGGGCAGCGCGGGCGACGGCGUGGUGGUGGGGGUCAUCGACACGGGCAUCUGGCCCGAACACAAGAUGUUCCUAGAUGAUGGCUCGUUCUCGGCGCCGGGGACGUGGGCGGGGACGUGCGACGCGACGACGGAUUUCCCCGCGGCGCUGUGCACGGGGAAGCUGGUGGGCGCGCGCUCGUUCUCGAGCGGGUUCGAGGCGGAGAUCGGCGCGCGCGACUUCACUGACGACUACGACUCGCCGCGCGACUCGGACAGCCACGGCACGUGGUGUGCGGGCGCAGCAGUGGGCAACAGCGGCGUGACCCUCAUCACGCCCUUCGGCACCAACCUGGGCGCGUACAGCGGGGUGGCCCCGCGCGCCAACCUAGCCGUGUACAAGGUCUUUUGGAAGACACAGGGCAGCUCCUCCGCCAGUUUCGCGGACAUCGAGGCGGCGCUGGAUCAGGCCAUGGCUGACGGCGCUGAUGUGCUCAGCCUGUCGCUCGGCGCGCUGGACCCCUCUGCAACGUACUUUGAUGACGUUUCGUACAUGCAGGCUAACUUGGCGGGAGUGACGGUGGUGUAUGCAGCGGGCAACUCAGGCCGGCCGCCAGGCAACCUGCUGUUCCCCUACAUCUUCCGCUCCGUCUCCAACUUCUCGCCCUUCUACCUCACCGUCGGCGCCAGGUACGCUCCUCUCUUUCCCCUCCUGCGUGCCCUGCCUCCCCCCUCCAAGCUUUACCCUCCUCCCACGCUCUGCUACUUGACGCCCCUCCACCUCACCAUCGGCGCCAGCAGCGGCAGCAGCAGCAGCAGCAUCAGCGAUCUGGAUGAGCAGCAGGCAGCAGCUGUGCGCGCUGUGGUGGCCAUGCAAGAAGCUCGCACAGCCACCCCUGCCUUCCCUGCUGCUGCUGCAACUGCCGCUGCUGCUGGUGACUCUGACUAUCCCGUAGCCGGCCCUGUUGACGGCGGCAGCAGCAACAGCAGUGCUCUCGCAAGUGAGCUGGUGCAUUCUCUACAGGAGGAAGGCAUGGUGGUGGUGGGCAACUGGCCCGCUCUCCACUCCACCCCCGUGCUCCUCGCUGCGGCUGCCGCUCUCCCAGGCGCCAGCAGCACAGAAUCCGCGCGGCUGUGCCUGCCUGGGUCGCUGGCUCCUGCUGUGGUGAGGGGGAAUGUGGUGGUGUGUGCGAUGAUGCUGGUGGACCAUGAUGACUCAGCGGCCAUGUUUGCUCUCAUCAACGCACUCACUGCCAAGAGCACUGGCAAGAAGGGCGGACGGAGAGCAACAACCCUAUCCAUCCUGGACAUAUUCAACUACAUGAAGGGCCCCAUUGUGGCCACCUUCUCCUCCACCGGUCCGCUCACGCCCAUGACGGCGCGCAACCGCGGGCCGUACCCCACCAACCACAUCCUCAAGCCAGACGUCAUCGCCCCGGGCGUCAACCUCUACUCCGCUGCCCCCGGCACGAGCCCCAACAACGCGCAGAUGCUCUCCGGCACCUCCAUGGCCACACCGCACGUAGCCGGGUUUGCCGCGCUGAUCAUCCAGGCGCAUUCGGACUGGACGCCCGCGCAGGUCAUGUCGGCGAUUAUGACUACAGCCAGGAUUCACAACAGCGCGGGUACGCCGAUUUUCCACGCGUCGGCGACGAGAGCGUCGCCGUGGCACCUCGGGUCGGGGCACAUCAACCCGCAGAAGGUGCUGGACCCGGGGUUGACGUACAACGCAGUGGAGGCGGAUUAUAAGAACUUUCUCGCAGGGAGGAAGAUGCGGUGGGCUAAGGCCAUGUUCCCGUCGGACUCCCUGGCUCCUCUGCGGGCGUACCAGUUGAACCGGCCGUGUAUAUCCGUGCAAGGGCUGCAGAAUACAGUGGUGAUUGUGCGGCGGGUGACCAAUGUUGCGACAAGCACGUCGACUUACCGGGCUAAAGUGAAGCAGCCGUUUGGGGUGAUGGUGAAGGUGAAGCCGAGGAAGUUCACGAUUGCGCCUGGCGCCACGCAGGUGUUUAAAGUGAUGCUUACGUUGCAGCUGCCGUGGAAGCUGUUUCGGUUUGGGAGCCUGUGGUGGCUGGAUGGUAAAGGGCAUUCGGUUAGGAUCCCCAUAGCUGUGCAACCAUCGUGGAUCCGGUGA